Messenger RNA from Acyrthosiphon pisum (pea aphid), 1276 nucleotides. RefSeq names its product KRAB-A domain-containing protein 2-like. The transcript has a single exon. The coding region runs from base 95 to 994 and encodes 299 amino acids. Lineage: Eukaryota; Metazoa; Arthropoda; Insecta; Hemiptera; Aphididae. Gene Ontology annotation, molecular function: nucleic acid binding. The record is from RefSeq and is a predicted model, not a curated record. Gene Ontology annotation, biological process: DNA integration.
UAUUACUCAAUCAAACGUCAAUUUUUCUUAAAUUUAUGUGAAUCAUGUGUAAAAAAACAAAAAAGUGAAAAAAAAAGGUAUAGUGACAAAUCCUAUGAUAUUUUCUGAAUUAAAUAGUAGAUGUCAAUUAGAUCUUAUUGAUUAUCAAAGUCAAGCUGAUGGUGAAUAUAAAUUUGUGUUGGUGUAUCAAGAUCAUUUGACUAAAUUUUGUAUUUUAAAACCAUUAAAAUCGAAAAGAGCUGAAGAAGUAGCAUAUUGUCUCAUAGAUAUUUUUACGGUGUUCGGUGCUCCAAGUGUACUACAAAGUGACAACGGUCGUGAAUUCAGAAACCAAACAAUAGAUUCAUUAAAAGAAAUGUGGCCUGAAUUAUCUAUUAUUCAUGGCAAACCUCGCCACAGUCAGUCCCAAGGAUCAGUGGAGAGGGCAAAUCAAGAUAUAGAGAAUAUGAUAAUUACCUGGAUGAAGGACAACAACACAACAAAAUGGAGUGAAGGGCUAAGGUUUAUUCAAUUUAUGAAAAAUAAAGCUUUUCAUAGGGGGAUAGGACGAAGUCCUUAUGAAGCUAUGUUCGGAUGUUCCCCAAAAGUAGGAAUUUCUUCAAAUACUCCAGGCAAUAUUUUGAAAGUUUUGAAUACAGACAAAAGUUUAAAUAAUAAAAUUAACAAAGAUUUACAGAAAAAUAACUGUAAAAUAUGCAAACAUAUAUUUAUGGAAAAUGAAGGGAAUACCGAGGAAGAAUUGUGUCAACUUUGCAUAAAUAAAGAAAAUAUUUCCAAUAAAAGAGAAGAAGCAAAAGAAUGCUUAGAACGUCAAGCUAAAAGAAUGAAACUACAAUCAGAUAUGUCUCAUCCACCUGCUCUUCAAGGAUGUAACGUACGAGUCAAAAUUCCAGAUGUUGACAGGUCAAAAUGUGAUCCACAAUCUAUAAUUGCAAUUGUAUUAGAAAAAACAACCGACGGAUUUUAUCGCUUAGGUAAUUUUUUUUAUUUAUAAUUUUUUUUAUUUUUUUAUUGAUAAUUCAAAUAAUUUUGUUUUAGGAACUAAAUACGGUAUACUAAAACAAAUUUACGCGAGGUCACAAUUUAAUUUAUGCACAGAAAAGUUUAUUACGCUUAGUGACGUUCCAGAUGUAGAUAUUUGCCUUCGAAAAGCAUCCGAAUCCUAAUCAAUUGGUAAUGGACAAGGGUUUUUUAAAUGUACAUGCCAACAAAAGUGCACCACAAAACGGUGCAUAUGUUUAAAAAAUAAUUUACUUUGUAAUUCUAAAUGUCACCC